Messenger RNA from Mustela erminea (ermine), 1870 nucleotides. It is a transcript of the gene USF1, whose product is annotated as upstream transcription factor 1. The transcript has 11 exons. Gene Ontology annotation, biological process: regulation of transcription by RNA polymerase II. Lineage: Eukaryota; Metazoa; Chordata; Mammalia; Carnivora; Mustelidae. Bases 266 to 1198 code for a protein of 310 amino acids. Gene Ontology annotation, molecular function: DNA-binding transcription factor activity, RNA polymerase II-specific; protein dimerization activity; RNA polymerase II cis-regulatory region sequence-specific DNA binding. The record is from RefSeq and is a predicted model, not a curated record.
AGCUAAGAUUUGAAUAAGCGGCCUGACCCGGCUGCUGGGCGUCCUCCGAGGCCGCCCCCGGCUGACAGCUGUGGGCGGUAGAGACGCCUCCGGUGCCCGGCCGUCUCUCCCCUCGCCUCCUCCCGCGGUCAGCGCAGAAGCCUCGGGGGGCCGCUGCCUCCGGCGGUUGGAGGAUGGACAGGACUUAGCACUCAAGCCUGUGAGGCAGGAGAUUCGAAGACUCCAAAGAAGGCCCGGCUCCUCGGAUGUGCCGCCUUACAGAGAGAUGAAGGGGCAGCAGAAAACAGCUGAAGCGGAAGAGGGGACGGUGCAGAUUCAGGAGGGUGCAGUGGCAACUGGGGAGGACCCCACCAGCGUGGCUAUUGCCAGCAUCCAGUCAGCUGCCACCUUCCCUGACCCCAACGUCAAGUACGUCUUCCGAACUGAGAAUGGGGGCCAGGUGAUGUACAGGGUGAUCCAGGUGUCUGAGGGGCAGCUGGAUGGCCAGACUGAAGGGACUGGCGCCAUCAGUGGCUAUCCUGCCACUCAGUCCAUGACCCAGGCGGUGAUCCAGGGUGCAUUCACCAGUGACGAUGCUGUUGACACAGAGGGGACAGCCGCCGAGACUCACUAUACUUAUUUCCCCAGCACUGCAGUGGGGGAUGGGGGAGGGGGUACCACAUCGGGGAGUACAGCAGCUGUUGUUACUACCCAAGGCUCGGAGGCCCUGCUGGGGCAGGCAACCCCUCCCGGCACCGGCCAAUUCUUUGUGAUGAUGUCACCCCAAGAAGUGUUGCAGGGAGGAAGCCAGCGCUCCAUUGCCCCCAGGACUCACCCUUAUUCCCCGAAGUCAGAAGCUCCCAGGACAACUCGGGAUGAGAAACGCAGGGCUCAGCACAAUGAAGUUGAACGCCGCCGCCGAGACAAGAUUAACAACUGGAUAGUGCAGCUGUCCAAGAUCGUCCCGGACUGCUCCAUGGAGAGCACCAAGUCUGGCCAGAGUAAAGGUGGAAUUCUGUCCAAAGCCUGUGAUUACAUCCAGGAGCUUCGACAGAGUAACCACCGGUUGUCAGAAGAACUGCAGGGGCUUGACCAGCUGCAGCUGGACAACGACGUGCUCCGACAGCAGGUGGAAGAUCUGAAAAACAAGAACCUGCUGCUCCGAGCUCAGCUGCGGCACCACGGAGUCGAGGUCGUCAUCAAGAAUGACAGCAAUUAACUGUGGGGACUUGGGGGGUUUGGGUCCCGCCACCCCUUUCCGAGAACUGCACCUAGCCCAGGAGCAACAGGCUAAUAACCCCCUGCCCCUUUCCUUCACUGCCCGCUUCUGGAGGGGGCUCCGGGGGAGUUGAGACGGCAUGGCUUUGAACCCAGGCCCCAGACAGAGCUGCUUGCCGGUGUGAAACACACACUUGGGGGCGCACUGACAGCCUGGCCCCGCCCGCCACACAGCCCCCCACCCAACCCCCGGGGCCCUUGUGCUCCCGCAGAUGCAUGUGCUGUCCCCGCGCUGGAUACCGGACACACAGGACGUGGGGGCUCGCCCUGUGCCUGCUGACAGUGCCGGCAGAGGGUCUCUGACCACAAGCGAUGCUCUGGCUUGCCCCAGGACUGGGGCGCUUCCACUUCCCCCGGAGCUCAGCUGUGCACUUGAGGACUCUGGGGAUUAGGCUUUAGCCAGAAGUGGGGAACAGGCUGCUUAGCAGCGGCUGUUGCCCCAGGAAGAGACGAUCGGCGGGCAAGCGGCCGAGGCCUGUGCAGAAGUCUCCGGAGCCAGGGAGAACAACAGACCGGGGCCCGCGUGGGGCCUUCCCCUUGUGGGGAUGGAUUUUCAUUUUCUUUUUCUUUCCUUUCUUUUUUCUUCUUCUUCUUCUUUUUUUUUUUUUUUUUU